CGCCUCGCCUCGCUGGACCCUUUGCGGUUGGCGUCCCCGUUCUUCCCUCCCUUUCCUCUCAAACCCCCUUGCCCUCUUCGCUCGUAAUCAUGGCGCACGCAGCCGACAAGCACUCAGCCCUUGAUGAUCAGGAACGCAAUUGUACGAUGUUGCAGGCUUUCGAGUGGUACACUCCCGGCGGCGGUACACACUGGGAAUGGCUCGCCUCUCAAGCGCCCCGCUUCGCCUCGCUAGGCAUAACGGCCGUCUGGCUCCCUCCCGCAACCAAGGGCUCAGGACCAGACGACGUAGGCUACGGUAUCAGCGAUCUGUGGGACAUUGGCGAGUUCUCCCGCGUAGAAGGCGAAGACCCUCGCACCAAGUACGGCACUCGCGCUCAGCUUGAGGCAGCCAUGCGGGAAUUGCGCAAGAAUGGCAUCGCAUGCUACAUGGACGCUGUGCUCAACCACAAGCUUGGGGCGAAUCGCACAGAGACGUUUCGCGUACAGCAGGUGGACGACAAUGAUCGUACCAAGCCCAUUGGAGAGGAGAGGGACAUCGAAGGUUGGACGGGUUUCGAUUUCCCUGGUCGUGGUGGAAAGUACUCGGACUUCAAGUACAACUUCAACCAUUUCACUGGAGUCGACUAUGAUCAGAAGACGGGGGACAAGGGCGUAUUCCGCAUCUUGGGCAAGAACAAGAGCUUUGCGGAUGAUGUGGAUCAGGAGAAGGGAGGGUACGAUUAUUUGAUGGGAGCGGAUGUGGAUCAUGCCCAUCCCGAUGUUGCCAAGGAUAUCAUUGAUUGGGGAAAGUGGAUGAUCCGCACAUUCCCUAUGUCAGGCUGGCGAUUCGACGCCGUAAAACACAUCAGCCGAGAAUUUAUCCACGACUUCGUCUCGGCCAUCCGCGAUGAAGCCCGCAAGUUGCGCGAGGAGCAAGGCAAGCCCAAGCUCGACGAGAGCGAAGGCCCCAUCAUGUUUGGCGUUGGCGAGUUCUGGGCAGACAAGACGGAAGCUUGCCUCGAGUACCUGGAGAAGUUUGGCGACGAGCAAUUCUCCCUAUUCGACGCCCCUCUGCACUACAACCUCGUCGAAGCGGGCAACGCCGGCAAGGAUUACGACCUGCGCAAGGUCUUCGACGGUACAAUCGUCCAAGCCCGUCCAAUCGACGCCGUCACUCUCGUAACGAACCACGACACCCAAAAGGGCCAGGCACUCGAGUCCGUCGUUGCUCCCGACUUCAUGCCUCUGGCGUACAGCAUCAUCCUGUUCCGCCAAUCCGGUUACCCUUGCAUCUUCCUCGGUGACCUCGACGGGUGCCAUUCCGAGGACGGGGCCUCCAUCUCCACUCCACCCAUGUCCGAUCUCGCGAAAUUCCUGCAAGUCCGCAGGUACUUUGCCUUUGGGGAGCAGCGCGAUUAUUGGGAUCACCCAAGCUGUGUAGGUUGGACGCGCGGUGGGAGCGAGCAGCACGAUGGGAUGGCGGUGGUGCUGUGUGUCGGGGAGGAGGAGGGCAAGAAGUGGAUGGAGGUGGGGCAGAGAUAUAAGGGGACGGAGUGGGUUGAUGCGAUUGGGUGGCUCGGGGAGGGGGCGAGCGUCAAGGUGAAUGACGAGGGGUGGGCCGAGUUUCGUAGCCCCGCGCAUAGCGUUGGAGUGUGGGUGCCGAAGGACGCCAAGCUGAGGAGUGAGAUUGGGAAGUGAGCUUGGCAGGCGGCGGCGAGGUGUGUAGAAUAGAGUAGUUGGCCAUCUGGAGCCGCAAUAGAGAGCGGAUUUGGAUCAGAGACGGCUCGGCCCGUCAGUGGUGCGGUCGCAGACUUGUGUCCGUCACUGUUGAUGAUCAGCUAGGGAAUUUAGUCAUACGUUCGCUCUGAAGACUCGUGACAUCCGACCACACAUAUCAUCUUGCUACCACAGCCCAG
Messenger RNA from Jaminaea rosea, 1897 nucleotides. RefSeq names its product thermostable alpha-amylase. Lineage: Eukaryota; Fungi; Basidiomycota; Exobasidiomycetes; Microstromatales. The transcript is spliced from 4 exons. Gene Ontology annotation, biological process: carbohydrate metabolic process. Gene Ontology annotation, molecular function: hydrolase activity, hydrolyzing O-glycosyl compounds; calcium ion binding. The record is from RefSeq and is a predicted model, not a curated record. Bases 90 to 1679 code for a protein of 529 amino acids.